AUGUCCCCGACAUCCCCCGAUGUCCCCAACGCCCCCACCCCGACACGUCGCAGCGCGAUGUCACCGAGCCCAAGGCACCGAGACCCCAAUGUCCCCAACGUCCCCGGGGGACGCGGGACCCGCUCGUCACCGGGAUCAAAGACUGAGACACCCCGGUGUCCCCGACGUCCUCUCGGUGUCCCCGAUGUCCUCCCGGUGUCCCCAGCCCCACGGACCGAGCCCGUCGCGACCCCGGUGUCACCGAUGUCCCCGAUGAAGGACGGGGGACACUGCCACCCUGCCGGCUCCGUGUCCCCAACGUCCCCAACGGCCGAGGGGCAGCCGGGGGGCCACGCCUCCCCCGCCCCGCGCAUGCGCAGCCCCUCCCGGCGGCGGCGCAGCGCGUCCGCCCAGUUCCCCCAGUCUCCCCUCCCAGUCCGCCCAGUUCCCCGCAGUGCCAUGGGCCGGGGUCGGGGCCGGUUUCUGGGGGGCUGCGCGUGGCUGCUGGGGGCGCUGGCGCUGCUGCAGACCCUCUACCUGCGGGCGCUGCCCCCGCCGCGCCCCCCGUGGUGCUGGGGGCGGCGGGGCCCCCCCCCGAGAGCGGCCCCGGGGCCGCCCCGAGCCCCCCGGGACGGCGCGGGGUGCCGGGGGGCGCUGGCUCGGCUGGCGGCCGCCGACCCCCCCAGCUACGCCUUGGGGGUGCCGUACCCCGGGAACCUGCUGCGGAACGUGGCCUGGGAGGGGGCGGCCGGGGGGGGCCCCGGAGGGGGACCCCCGCCCCAAUCCGGGGGGCGUUUCGUGCUCGUGGUGGACGCCGACGUGGUGCCCAGCCCGGGGCUGCGCGAGGGGUUCCUGGCGCUGCUGCGGGACGGGGGGCUGGACCCCCAAAACUGGGGGGCGGCCCCCGGUGUCCCCAGCGUCCCCAAGAACCCCAAAACUUCAUUGGGCCCCAAAGACCCCGGGGGUCUGCAAGCCCCAGGUGUCCUGAGUGACCCCAAAACCCUGGAUGACCCCAACAUCCUGAGUGACCCCAAUGCCCCAAGUGACCCCAAUGUCCUGAGCAACCCCAAAAGCCUGAGUGACCCCAAUGCUCUGAGUGACCCCCACACCCUGAAUGGCCCUAAGGCUCCGAGUGACCCCAAAAUCCUGAGCGACCCCAAAACCCUGAGUGACCCCAGUGUCCUGAGUGGUCCCCAUGCCCUGAGUGACCACAAAGCCCUGAGUGACCCCAAUGCCCUGAGUGACCCCAAAAUCCUGAGCGACCCCAAAAUCCUGAGCGACCCCAAAAUCCUGAGCGACCCCAAUGCCCUGAGUGACCCCCACAGCCUGAGUGACCCCAAGGCCCCGGGUGACCCCCACGGCCUGGGUGACCCCCACAGCCUGAGUGACCCUCACAGCCUGAGUGACCCCAAAGCCCUGAGUGACCCCCACAGCCUGAGUGACCCCAAAACCCUGAGUGACCCCAAUGCCCUGAGUGACCCCCACAGCCUGAGUGACCCCAAGGUCCCGGGCGACCCCAAAGCCCUGAGUGACCCCAAGGCCCCGGGUGACCCCCGUGCCCCGGGUGCCCCCCGUGCCCCGAGUGCCGCCCGCCCUGCGGAGCCGCCCUGGGCGCGGGCGCUCUUCGUGCUGCCGGCCUUCGAGGUGCGGGGCCGGCGGCGCCCGCCGGGCUCCAAGGCCGAGCUGCUGCGGCUCUGGGCGGCGGGCGAGGCGCGCCCGUUCUACGGGGCGCUGUGCCCGCGCUGCCAGGCCCCCACCGACUUCGGCCGCUGGCGGGCGCUGCCCCCGGGCCCCCGGCUGCGCGUGGCCUACGAGGCGGCCUGGAGGGACCCCUGGGAGCCGUUCUUCGUGGCCCCCGCCCGCGGCGUGCCCCGCUUCGACGAGAGCUUCCUCCAGUACGGCUUCAACCGCAUCAGCCAGGCCUGCGAGCUGCACGUGGCCGGGUUCCGCUUCGCGGUGCUGGACGGGGCCUUCGUCACCCACCGGGGCUUCAAGGAGCCGGGCGGGUUCCACCGGAGCCGCGAGGCCGAGCUGGGCCUCAACCGCCGCCGCUUCCGCGCCUUCCGCCAGGAGCUGCGGCUGCGCUACCCCGGCUCCGCCCGGCGCUGCUGAGCCGCACCUGGGGCGCACCUGGGGCGCACCUGGGGCACACCUGGGGCACACCUGGGGCACAGCUGGGAACUCCCAGUGGACAACUGGGACACACCUGGGACUCCUGGGAACCCCCCCAUGGACACGUGAGGGGCCUGCUUUGAACACCUGGGGACACCUGACACAGCUGGGACACCGGGGAAGCCCCCAAUGGACACCUGGGACGCACCUGGGACACCUGGGAACCCCCAGGGGACGCUUGAAGGACCUGGUGUGAACACCUGGGGACAGCUGAGGACCUGCCAGGACACCUGGGGACACACCUGGGACACCUGGAUGCCCCCUGGACACGGGCGUGACCGUCCCUCGGUAAAUUUGGGCACCUACCCAUGAUGCCUCUGUGUGGGUGACGUCAUGAGGGCGGGGCGGAGUGAGCAGCUGCCUCCAGUACAGACCAGUAAGGCCCAGUACAGACCAGUGCCCCGCCCGGGUUGUUUAUCAUAUGAAACUACAGCUCCCAGCGUGCAUCGGGUGCCAGCAUGGCCGAACUUCCGCCGCGAUUAGAAAAACCACAGCUCCCAGGAUACCCCGGAAACAACAUGGCCGCCAAGCAACUUCCGGUUUUGCCUUUAAAAAUUGAACUUCAGUUCCCAUCAUGCAUCAGAAGCGCGUGGCCGGAAGUGCUCCUCGUUUAUGGGACUACGGCUCCCGUCAUGCAUCGGGGAAAAAAACAUGGCCGACUUCCUGCGCGCUAUGCGUAGAAAGGGCGGGCGCGCGCAGCAGCGCCCCCUGGCGGGCGGGAGGACCGAACG
Molecule: messenger RNA, 2882 nt
Organism: Vidua macroura (Pin-tailed whydah)
Lineage: Eukaryota; Metazoa; Chordata; Aves; Passeriformes; Viduidae
Gene: B4GAT1
Product: beta-1,4-glucuronyltransferase 1
Exons: 6
Coding region: 1-2091 (696 amino acids)
Molecular function (GO): glucuronosyltransferase activity
Source: RefSeq, a predicted model, not a curated record